GUCAAGGUUUGUUAUGGUUUUAAUGCAGGGCGAGAGGAUUUAAGCUUGGUCACAAGACAUUACAGAUUAAACACUGCACAGCGCAUGGGGAACAGCUGGGAGUAGCGUUACAGCUCGUUUUACAACCGUACGGGAAGUGACGAGCUACAAUGGCGUUCCCAACCCCACCGAUAGCGCCAGUGAGAAAUCCUGAAAUCAAGUUUACCAAGCUGUUUAUCAACAAUGAGUUUGUGGACUCUGUGAGCGGCAAGACGUUCCCGACCAUUAACCCAGUAAACGGAGAGAAAAUAGCAGACGUCCAGGAGGGCGACAAGGCUGAUGUCGACAAGGCAGUUGCUGCCGCCCAGAAGGCGCUGGAGUUCGGGUCUCCGUGGCAGAAGAUGGACGCCAGUCAGCGGGGUCGUCUGCUCAACAAACUCGCGAACCUCAUAGACAGGGACUGCGGAUAUUUGGCGAGUUUAGAGUGUGUCGACAACGGAAAACCUUACGCCGCAGCCUUCUUCGUUGACACCCAGGGAAGCAAUACCCUCCGAUACUACGCGGGCUGGGCCGACAAGAUAACGGGACAGACAAUCCCAGUGGAUGGGAAUUAUUUAUGUUACACGAAACACGAACCAGUGGGAGUGUGCGGUUCCAUUAUACCAUGGAACUUUCCAAUCCCGAUGUUGUUGUGGAAGAUUGCUCCAGCUCUGGCGUGUGGCAAUUCUGUGAUCGUGAAGCCCGCCGAGCAAACCCCGCUCACCGCUCUGUACAUAGCAUCUCUCGUUAAAGAGGCUGGUUUUCCGCCUGGCGUGGUAAACAUUAUCCCAGGCUAUGGGCCAACAGCCGGCGCCGCCAUUUCGUCACACCCUGACAUCAACAAAGUGGCUUUCACCGGGUCAGCGGAGGUCGGGCGCAUCGUUAUGGAAGCGGCGGCAAAGUCGAAUCUGAAACGCGUCACCCUCGAACUGGGCGGAAAGAGUCCCAGCGUCAUAUUUGCGGACACCAACCUGGAUGUAGCCGUGGAGCAGGCGCACCAGGCUCUGUUCUUCAACAACGGACAGGUGUGCGCCGCGGGGUCAAGGACGUAUGUCCAGGAACCGAUCUACGACGAGUUCGUCAAGCGCAGUGCGGAGAGAGCGAAACACAAGAAGGUCGGAGAUCCCUUCGAACACAGCAGCGAGCUUGGACCCGUGGUGGACGAAGAUCAGUUUCACAAGGUACUCAGUUUGAUUGACAGCGGAAUCAAAGAAGGCGCCAAACUGCAGUGCGGCGGAAAACGACUCGGCGAGAAAGGUUACUUCAUCCAACCCACCGUCUUUAGUGACGUCACUGAAGACAUGCGCAUCGGCAAAGAAGAGAUUUUUGGUCCUGUGCAGCAGAUAAUAAAAUUCAAGACACUCGAAGAAGCCAUAGAACGAGCCAACAAGACAGAUUAUGGUUUGGCGGCGGCCAUAUUUACCGAGAACAUCAAUACAAUGCUGGCAUUCACCAGCAGAGUUAAAGCAGGAACAAUCUGGGUAAAUGAUUACAACAUUGUACGCGACCAAGCCCCGUUUGGCGGUUUCAAACAGUCCGGAUUCGGUAGAGAGCUAGGAUCAUAUGCUCUACAUGAGUACACAGAAGUUAAAACUGUGUUCGUGAAAACACCAGCCAAAAUGUGAUCGCACCAGCAGAAAAGGAAAACAACAACAACAACAAAACACAGAGAAUAAAAUGAAGAACAAGAACAAAAGAGAAAGAGAAAACUUUACUCAAGUUGUGGAAAUGUCAUAGUUACAUUACAAACAUUUAACAUACAUAUAUAUUACCAACCUCUGUGGUGUCGUGGUUAAGCCAUCGGACUACAGGCUGGUAGAUACAGGGACAGUGUUUCUGCCAGCAGGGUAAAAGGGUAAAAUUACGUAUCCAAAAAUAAAUCUUUCCUUUUUUUUUGGCACCAUACAGUAUAACACUUUGGGGUUUUAAGUCUUCAACAAAGACUUGGAGAAACACUAUGUCCUUUGUUGAAACAAUACAUUCUCUUGAACAAAAAUAGAAAGUGGUGCACUGGCUGGAACGAGAAAUAGCCCAAUGGGCCCACUGACGCGGAUUGAUCCUAAACCGACCGCGCAUCAAGCGAGCACUUGACCACUGGGCUACAUCCCGCCCCCGGCUAUUGGAUGUCAGACGUGACGAUUCUGACACAGAAUCUUAAAGAAACCUUCAGCAGCAAGGAAUCGUUUAUAUAUGCACUUUCACGCAAACAACAUAUAAAUAAUAAUAAAUCAAUGUGCUCUAGUGAUGUUGUUAAACAAAACAAACUUUAAUUUUUACACAGACGGGACAGCACAUACCACAGCCUUUGGUAUACCACUUGUGGGGCAGUGAUUGGGGUGCACAAACAAAAUUGAGAGUGGGUCCACUGAUUGGAUUCGAUCCUUCGAACCAGGCACCUCAGGCGAUCGCUGUUCUGACAAAGCUAGAUUCCCCCCUCCCAUAUUAUACACGAAAUAUCACAUAUAAGAUAAUCAAUCAACGUUAACUGCACAUCAUAACCAUAAUUUGCAUAUUAUUCAAACGAGUCCGGUGUCAUUAAUAUCAUAUGUGGUAAACACAAUAUAAAUAUGUGUUAUUGCUAUGCCGCGAGAUUAAUGUGGUUUUCUGUGACGACAGCUGACGUGCGUGCGUGGCAGCGUGUGUCGACCUACCUUACAGAAAUAAAGGCAUGAUAUUAAAGCCACUGUCCUGAAUUUUCUGUCAUUGUAAUAUGUUCCAGAUCAAUGAAGCCGUUUUAACUAUUAAAUUGCAUGUAUAUCAUAAAUUCAUUUUCUUUUUUAGAAUAUCAGUGUAUGUAUGUAUAUCAGGCCCGGUGCUUAUAAAAAAAGGUAGAGUCUAGACUCGAAACUCUAAUAGAGUCUGAGAUGUGAACGUCAUGGCAACGCCAUACAAAUUGUACGCGUGUGACGUCAUUAGAGAUUGAGUCUGGACUCUAAAAGUUUUAAAAGCUCGGGUCCGGGUGUGUUUCGGUCGUCCUAUGUUUGUAAUAAUCAUAAACUGGAUUUUUGUCCUCUCCAUAAUUUUGUAUGUGCGAAAAUAAAUUGUCACCAAAUAAAAUAAA
This is a messenger RNA of Gigantopelta aegis, 3079 nucleotides long. RefSeq names its product retinal dehydrogenase 2-like. The transcript has 14 exons. Gene Ontology annotation, molecular function: aldehyde dehydrogenase (NAD+) activity. Lineage: Eukaryota; Metazoa; Mollusca; Gastropoda; Neomphalida; Peltospiridae. The record is from RefSeq and is a predicted model, not a curated record. The coding region runs from base 150 to 1643 and encodes 497 amino acids.